GAUUUAAAAAAUUUAAUAAUCAUAUAUAUGGACAAAAAGCCUAAGAUGAUAGAGAACAUAAACGACGAUUGUCAACUCAUUAUUAUCAACUACUUGGACUAUCAAUCACAAUACUUUUUAUGGGCGUCCUCAAAGUUCUUCGCUCCUCGAUUGCAUAGUAACGUCAGCUAUGUUCUACAACGCAAAUCCAGCCAUGUUUUAGACUAUAAUUACAUGUUUCUGGAGAAAAAUGGGAGCAGUUCUAAUCAGCUGCAGGAUGCCUUUCUUAGUACCAUUUGCUCAACGGUACAACAUUUGGAACUAAGAUCAGUUACUAUGAACCACUUGAAACACUUGAUGAAUCACAGCUUUCCAUGCAUUCGAUCGCUAGAAUACGAAUGGGCUAAUGUAUAUGAAAGUGAAUACAGACAAGCUCUUCAGCUGCUAGUGGAUCUCUUUCCUAGCAUCACAUCAUUUAAGCCAUUUGCGCCAGUAAACUUUGAAAGAAUGGAAAAGUGGAAAUUCUUGGAGAAGCUGUGGUCAAAUAAGCCUAAGGCCUUGGAUGAGGGAGUAUCACUGCAUACAUUUCAGGACUUAGAGCACCUAACAGUUAAUAUGCACUUCUUAAGGACCGCAUCCAUUGUUAGCGUCUUAAACUUGCCAAAGCUUCGUACGUUUAGUUUCUCGACUUUAUGUCCACAAACUAGAGCCCUUUUACCUAAGAUUCUUGAACAGCGACCAGAGGACAUCUGUAAAUUGAGUUUCAGCUUUAUCAACUGGACUUGGUUUCUGGAAUCACUGCUACUGCUGAAAAACUUGCGCCAAUUGACAUUAAUUGACAAUAUCCUUGGGAGCGGACAGUUUCAGAGAUUGGUUAGUAACUUGCCAGUAUUGGAACAAGUAAACAUUAUUGGAGGCCAGUUUUUGGACUGCGAGAUGGACCUCUGGGAUGCAGUCGCCAGCUGCAGUUCCCUCAAAAUUUUAAGUUUGUCACACAUACUGAUUGAGGAUGACUUUUAUGACUCGAGCAGACAGUUUAUGUGCGAAGCAUUGGACAAUCGCUCACAGCCCCUUCUGAUGCAUUGUUAUAAUACUGGGGAGGACGAACUUGAUCUGUAUAUGUCUCGUUUGAGGAACUAA
This is a messenger RNA of Drosophila navojoa, 1119 nucleotides long. RefSeq lists its product as uncharacterized. The record is from RefSeq and is a predicted model, not a curated record. Lineage: Eukaryota; Metazoa; Arthropoda; Insecta; Diptera; Drosophilidae.